AUGCAAUUCCUACACAGCACAGAUCUGGAAAAUCAAACAAAUGUUACAGAGUUCAUCCUUAUAGGAUUCAGGAAUCUCCAAGAAUUGCAACCUUUACUCUUUUUACUCUUUCUUUUUAUCUACAUGGUGACCUUAGCUGGGAAUAUCCUCAUAGUUAUGCUUGUUAUAGCUGAUAAACAUCUUCAUACCCCUAUGUACUUUUUCCUUGGGAAUUUUUCCUGCCUGGAGACCUGCUAUAGUUCUACCAUUCUGCCCAAGACUCUGGUCAAUCUUCUAACCGGGAACAGGUCCAUUCCAUUCCAUUUGUGCUUUGUUCAACACUAUUUCUUUGCAUCACUUGGGGCAACUGAAUGCUAUCUUUUAUCUGUGAUGUCCUAUGAUCGGUACUUAGCUAUAUGCCGGCCCUUGCAUUAUGCAAGCCGUAUGAAUGGUAAAUUCUGUGUGCUGUUAGUUGGUGGCUCCUUCCUCAGUGGGUUUUUGGCUAUAUCUGUAACAAUAAUAUUAGUGUCCAGGUUAACUUUUUGUGGUCCCAAUGAAAUCAAUCAUUUCUUUUGUGAUGUCUUUCCACUCAUAGAAUUGUCUUGCAGUGACACACAUCUUUUGAGGAUUCUCAUUUUUCUUGUUUCUUCUGUAUUCACCAUCCCUCCAUUUUUGCUAACCCUAAUAUCAUAUGGUUGCAUUAUCACUGCCAUCCUUAAAAUCUCUUCAACCAGUGGCCAACAAAAGGCCUUUUCUACGUGUUCCUCUCACCUUAUUGUGGUUACUAUUUUCUAUGGCACAAUAACUAUGGUCUAUAUUUUCCCAACUACUGAUACACUGAAAGACCUCAAUAAAGUCUUCUCCGUCUUUUAUGCUGUCCUUACUCCCAUGAUAAAUCCGCUUGUCUACAGCUUGAGAAACAAAGAAGUAAAGAAGGCACUUAGAAGACAGGUUUGUCAGUUGUUUGCAAAUGCAUAG
This is a messenger RNA of Elgaria multicarinata webbii, 957 nucleotides long. RefSeq names its product olfactory receptor 5AP2-like. Lineage: Eukaryota; Metazoa; Chordata; Lepidosauria; Squamata; Anguidae. Gene Ontology annotation, cellular component: membrane. Gene Ontology annotation, molecular function: olfactory receptor activity; odorant binding; G protein-coupled receptor activity. Bases 1 to 957 code for a protein of 318 amino acids. The record is from RefSeq and is a predicted model, not a curated record. Gene Ontology annotation, biological process: G protein-coupled receptor signaling pathway. The transcript has a single exon.